Messenger RNA from Lycium barbarum (goji berry), 1481 nucleotides. RefSeq lists its product as uncharacterized. Gene Ontology annotation, biological process: aromatic amino acid biosynthetic process. The transcript has 10 exons. The record is from RefSeq and is a predicted model, not a curated record. Lineage: Eukaryota; Viridiplantae; Streptophyta; Magnoliopsida; Solanales; Solanaceae. Gene Ontology annotation, molecular function: 3-dehydroquinate synthase activity; oxidoreductase activity. The coding region runs from base 105 to 1313 and encodes 402 amino acids.
AGAUGAUAAAAUCGAAACCACCCAUUUCUUGUGGGGACAAAAAUGUAAUCCUACUUCCUACAGAAAAACAAGAGCGAUGCUUCCUUUGCUGAUGAUCAACAGAAAUGGCUCUAGUCUUACCUUCACUUUCUGCUUCUUACCCUAAUAAAGUCUCAGGUAAAUGGAAAAAAUGGAGAUACGUUGAUUUGUCAUUGAAUUUGUCUAGUACGGAAAGAAGAUUUACAAGAAUGUGUGCAUUUGCAUGUACAAAGUCAAGGAAGAAAAGAGUGUGGAUAUGGACAGAGAACAAACAAGUUAUGACUGCUGCUGUGGAGAGAGGUUGGAAUAUUUUCAUUUUCCCUUCAAAUCGUCAACAUCUUCCCCUUGAAUGGUCUUCAAUUGCAUUGAUAGAACCUCUCUUUAUUCAAGAUGGGGGAAUAUUUGAUCAUGAGCAUCAGAGAGUUGCUGCAUUUGCUGAGAUUUCUUCCCCCCAGCAGUUGGAACAGUUUCAGAUAUCGGAGGAACAGGCAAAUAAAGUUGUUGUUGAUCUACUAGAUUGGCAGGUGAUACCUGCUGAAAACAUUGUUGCAGCUUUUCAAGGCACUCGGAAAACUGUACUUGCUGUCUCAAAGACACAAUCAGAAGCUCAAGUCUUUUUUGAGGCCUUGGAACAUGGUUUGGGUGGUGUAGUAAUGAAAGUUGAGGAUGUUGGAGCGAUCCUUGAGCUGAAGGGUUAUUUUGAUAGAAGACAUGAAGUGGACAGUCUGUUGAACUUGACGAAAGCCAAAAUAACUCAUGUUCAAGCGACUGGAAUGGGUGACCGUGUCUGUGUGGAUAUCUGCAACCUCAUGCGACCUGGUGAAGGUCUUCUGGUUGGAUCCUUUGCAAGAGGGCUUUUCAUUGUUCACUCAGAAUGCUUGGAGUCAAAUUACAUUUCUAGCAGGCCUUUUCGAGUUAAUGCGGGGCCUGUUCAUGCAUAUGUUGCUGUUCCCGGAGGAAAGACCAGCUAUCUCUCGGAACUCAAGUCUGGGAAAGAGGUCAUUGUGGUUGAUCAAAAGGGUAUGCAGCGAACAGCAAUUGUUGGGCGUGUAAAGGUAGAGACUAGACCACUGAUCCUUGUGGAGGCAAAGGUAGAAUCAGAGAAUGAAAGUUAUUCUAUUCUCUUGCAGAACGCGGAAACAGUUGGAUUAGUCUCUCCCCUUCAUGGCGAGGGGCAUCAGCGAACAACAAUUCCAGUAACCUCACUAAAAGUUGGUGAUGAAGUUUUGCUUCUAAAACAGGGAGGCGCUCGACAUACUGGAAUAGAAAUUAAAGAGUUUAUUGUUGAGAAAUGAAUUAGUUUCCGCGCAUUCGCACAUUUUGUUCACAGAUGAGUUGCCUUAAGCUCCUAACGAUGAUACAAAUGUAUCUUUGACUAAAUUCUUUUAUUUGUACCAAAUUGUCUCUGACUGCUCUGUAAUUUAGAUUGAAUCAAGUUGUCAAAUAAAACUAGUUUGAAUUGA